Molecule: messenger RNA, 1245 nt
Organism: Penicillium mononematosum
Lineage: Eukaryota; Fungi; Ascomycota; Eurotiomycetes; Eurotiales; Aspergillaceae
Product: putative plasma membrane SNARE protein (Sec9)
Exons: 3
Coding region: 1-1245 (414 amino acids)
Biological process (GO): exocytosis; vesicle fusion
Cellular component (GO): SNARE complex; plasma membrane
Molecular function (GO): syntaxin binding; SNAP receptor activity
Source: RefSeq, a predicted model, not a curated record
AUGGGUCUUUUCAAGAAAUCCGAUGGCGAUGAUGACUCUAGCCGUCGAGCACUUUUUGGCUCGCGGAAGAAGGACAAGAGCCCACCAACCCCCUCAAACCCUUACGCCAAACCAAUUCCGGUAGACCCAUACACCAAAGCCAAGAUUGGCGCAGCCGCCAACGGCGGCUCCGGGUCGCAGAGCCCCCACAACAUCCCCUCCGACAAUAAGUACUCCGCCAACAGAUACGGAAACCAAGGCGGCUACGGAAGUGAUCGAUUCGGCGGAUCCGGUGCAGGCGCCGGCUCCCCGGCCUCGGGCUCGAGGUAUGGAAGCGGUGGCUACGGAGGUUUGGGGGGCACCGAUCCCAAUGACCCCGCGGCUGCAGAUGCCGCUCGCAACGAGCUAUUCGGUGGCGCCAACAAGAACAAGAAUCGGUCACCGGACAACUCGGCCGGUUUGCCACCACCGUACUCCGAGGGUCAAAAUGGUCAAGGACAGAACAACUACGGUGGCGGCAGCAACGAAUACAGCAUGGCAACCUACCAGGAUCGACAACUGACAGCCGAAGAAGAAGAGGAGGAAGAAAUUCAGGCGACGAAGAAUGAGAUGCGCUUCGUGAAGCAGGGUGAUGUGGCAUCGACACGGAAUGCGCUCCGAGCUGCUGCGCAGGCUGAAGAAACCGGUCGUGCCACUCUGGCUCGACUCGGCGCGCAGGGCGAGUCGAUCCACGAUACGGAGAAGAGUUUGGACAUGACGACCAUUGAAGGCCGUAUCGCGGAGGACAAGGCGAAGGAACUUAAGACCCUCAACAAGAGCAUGUUCGCCGUGCACGUAUCGAACCCGUUCACAGCCUCGCGACGCCGGCGCGACCGCGAUGAGAAGAUCCUCAAUACACACCGCGAGGAUCGUGAUAUCCGCGAGGGCACACGGUCCGAGGCGCACGCGACUAAUCAGCGCAUGGACCGGGUGUUCCGUGAUAUUGACCGUGAGGCGGCGAAACAGGGCAAGGGUAAGAAGGCGAGCGUCACCGAGCGUGCCAAGUACCAAUUCGAGGCAGAUAGCGAAGACGAGGGCAUGGAGGACGAGAUCGAGCAGAACUUGGAUCUGCUCAGUGGUGCCACUGGUCGGUUGAACGGUCUUGCCUUGGCCACUGGAAAGGAGCUGGACGAGCAGAACAGACAUCUGGAGCGUAUCAUGGGCAAGAGCGACUCUGUCGACGAUCAGAUUGCCAUGAACCGGGCCAAGCUGGACCGGAUUCGUUAG